Molecule: messenger RNA, 1991 nt
Organism: Malurus melanocephalus (red-backed fairy wren)
Lineage: Eukaryota; Metazoa; Chordata; Aves; Passeriformes; Maluridae
Product: fatty-acid amide hydrolase 1-like
Exons: 15
Coding region: 40-1764 (574 amino acids)
Biological process (GO): fatty acid catabolic process
Molecular function (GO): fatty acid amide hydrolase activity; amidase activity
Source: RefSeq, a predicted model, not a curated record
GGGUGCGCCUCCGCCGGGUCCCGCUGCUGCAGCCGCGCCAUGCGGGUCCCGCUGCCCGCGCUGCUCGGCGGCUCGGCGCUGCUGCUGCUGCUGCUGCGAUGGCGGCGGCGCCGGGCGCUCUGGAGGAAGGUGGCGGAGGCGCAGGAGCGGCAGGAGCGCAGCCUGGUGCGGAUGGACGCGGUGGCGCGGCGCUUUCGGGAGCAGCAUCCUUCYGUGGACGUGGUCUCCAUCCUCUCUCUGCCUUUGCCGGAGCUCACCAAGAAACUCCGAGAUGGCUCCCUCCCUCCAGACCACGUCUUCUACGCCUAUGUGGGCAAGGCCCUCCAAAUCGCCACAGAAACCAACUGCAUCACAGAGUUCCUUCAGGAAAGCGAGGCCCAGCUCCGCAAGGCCAAGCUGGUGGGAAAGGAAGAGCGGGGUCUGCUCUAUGGGGUGCCAGUCAGCAUCAAAGACUCCAUCGACUGCCAGGGUCACGAUUCCACGCUGGGGUUCAUAAAAAACCUCAAUAAACCCGCAGCAGAGGACAGYGUGGUGGUGCAGGUGCUCAAGAGACAGGGGGCAAUUCCAUUUGUCAAAACCAAUGUUCCCCAGUCCCUCAUCAGCUAUGACUGCAAGAAUUUAAUCUUUGGUCAGACACGCAACCCCCUGCUCUACACCAGAACCCCUGGGGGCUCCUCUGGCGGAGAAGGGGCACUGGUAGGAGGUGGUGGGUCCAUCCUGGGCAUUGGCACAGAUGUAGGAGGGAGCCUGCGUUUCCCUGCUGCCUUCUGYGGGAUCUGUGCAAUCAAACCCACUGGGAACAGACUCAGCAAAAGAGGAAUAAUGUCYGGAGUCGUGGGGCAGAAGGCAGUGGCUGCAGCAGUGGGGCCGCUGGCAAAAGACGUGGAGAGCCUGGCGCUGUGCCUGCGGGCGCUCCUGAGCGAGGACAUGUUCAGCCUGGACAGCACAGUGCCACCCCUGCCCUUCAACGAAGAGGUUUAUUCCAGCACAAAACCCCUCCGCAUCGGCUACUACGAGACCGAUUUCUUCACCAUGCCCAGCCCGGCCAUGAGGCGCGCCGUCCGUGAGACCAAGCAGCUCCUGGAGGAGGCCGGCCACACGCUGGUGCCCUUUGAACUCACAAACGUGGACUACGUGAUCUUUAACUACUGCGUCAGGGGAAUGUUUGCAGAUGGAGGCAGCUCCUUUGUCAGGAAAUUCAAAGGGGAGAUGGAGAAAAGCAGCAUGGGGAUGUUCUUCUGGGUGGCAAAGGCACCACACUGGCUGAAAACUCUCCUCUCCUGGAUUGCUAAACCUUUCGUACCUCGAUUGUCAAGUAUCAUAAGAAGCAUGACAGAAAACACAGUGGAUGAAGUCUGGAGCCUUCAUCGUGAAAUCGAGGACUUCUGCCACCAGUUCAUUGGGCAGUGGAAGAAGCUGAAUCUGGAYGUCAUGCUCUGUCCCAUGCUGGGGCCGGCUCUCGGCAUCGGCUAUCCUGCCAAGCUCUCAGUGGCAGUCAGCUACACCAUGCUCUACAAYGCCCUGGACUUCCCGGCCGGCGUGGUCCCCGUCACACUGGUGACAGACGAGGACGAGGAGGAGCUGAGGAACUACAAGGGAUACUACCAGGACUGGUGGGACCGGACCCUGGUGAAGGUNNNCCGUGGCAGCGUGGGGAUGCCCGUGGCCGUGCAGUGCGUGGCCCUGCCAUGGCAGGAGGAGCUGUGCCUGCGCUUCAUGAAGGAGGUGGAGACCCUCAGCCUGAAGAAGAACAGCUUGUUCUGAGCCCCAGGUGCUCGGCCAGAGCAGGAUCCCAGCUAACAGAGGCGUGGAUCAUCCUCUGGUCUGACCCACAGAACUCUUGUUCCCCUCAGUGAGGAUACAGUGAUGGCUGGGCUGGCUGCCAGCUUUGGGGGCAAGGGGACAGUGAGGUGAGCUCUGAUGUGGUGGAGCUCUUCCAGUCAUUGUCCUAAUCCAAUCUUUGUCCUAAUACAGUACUUUUUAAUAUCUGA